AUGGGGGACUUCGCCUCCCCCGCUGCCGGACCCAACGGCAGUAUCUGCAUCAACAACAGCAUGAACCCGGCUGCCGGGAACGUGGUGCCUGCCGGGGCCGUGGGCAUACCUAAGCACAGCACGGUCGUGGAGCGUCUGAGGCAACGGAUAGAAGGCUGCCGGAGACACCACGUCAACUGCGAGAACAGGUACCAGCAAGCCCACGCCGAGCAGCUGGAGAUCGAGCGCAGGGAGACGGUCAGUCUGUACCAGCGGAGCUUGGAGCAAAGGGCCAAGAAGUCGGCCAGUGGGAGCGGCGGCAGUAAGCAACCGCAGAUCAAACAGCCGGAGUCGGACUCGGCCUCCUCCACGGAACAGAGGAAUAACACGCUCAUAGCGCUUCAGGAGACUGUAAAAAGGAAACUGGACAGCACAAGGUCGCCUCUCAAUGGAGACCAGAAUGGCAUCUGUGAUGGAGGCAGCUACUCACCGACAAGCAAACGAUUACGGAAGGAGGCUGGUGGUUUAGACUCACUAACUGGUCUUCCUAACAACAAUAACAGCAACCUUCCACCCAUCUCUCCAUUGCACCACCAAAUAGACAUUAAGCCUCUACUCAGCGGUCCAAACACUUCUACCGGAAACGGCACAAGCAGCAACGGUAAACAUGUAGGGCGGUCAGCAGAUGAGCUGGGGAAGAAUGGUGGCAGUCAUUUUUCAGACAUGAAAAUGAAUGGCUCACUGGACCUGGAGGACAGCUUUAGCCUCCUUAAAGAUCUGAAACAGGAGCCGCUAGACGAUGGAGCUGGAAUCGAGUCCUCGGAUCCCCAGUCUUUGUCCAAUCAGAACAAGCUCUUCUCCGAUAUCAACCUCAAUGAUCAAGAGUGGCAGGAGCUAAUUGAUGAGUUGGCCAACACUGUGCCAGAGGAUGAUAUGCACGACCUUUUCAAUGAGGACUUCGAAGACAAAAAGGAGCCCGACUUUGGUAGGCCAUCAAACAAUCAGACUCCAGGCCCACAAGAAACAGUUGGAAAUACGACAGCACCUGUAGGGGGCGCCGUGCCACCAACAUCCCUUCCUCCCUCCGCUCAACCGUCGCAGAGUGGUCCACAGGUGCCCACGGGUUCACCACAGGUUAGACCAUCAUCAUCAGGCCCACAGUUUGCGACCACUGCCAAUGGAACACCUCCUCAACAACCUUUGCAGCAGUCCCCUGCUGUUGCUGUGGCAUCAGGGUCCCCAUUACACAACUGUGUAGCUCGCUCUCCUCAGACCCCGACCCAGGCUCAGACGCAAGCAGUUUCACGGGCUGGCAAUGGAUACAUGAUGAAUCCAGGCCCAGGUGUUAGUCAAGCUGGCACUGGACAAGCGGGACCUGGGGUUGCCCCAGGUCAACCAGUAGGACCAGUCACACCUGAACUUUCCCAUGCAGAGCAACUAAAAGCAAUGGCUGCCCAGCAACGUGCUAAACUGUUGCAGCAGAAGCAACAGCAGCAACAAACAGCCAACUGGUCGCCAGCAGGCCCUCCGACCAGUCCUUACAAUGCUGGUCCCUUUAACCAAGAUAAACCCAACAGCCCCAUGAUGUACCCACCGCAAGCCUUUAACACAACUCAAACCCCUCUAGUGGCUGGGAUAACCCCCAACAACGGGCCCAAAGCCCCUAUGAACAACUACCUCCCGCACAAUCACAUGAGCUUGAUGGCCCAGCAACAGCAAAACAGUAUCGGGCCGAACACCCUGACCAAACAACAACAACAGCAGCAGCAGCAAACGGCAGCCAUUUUGUCAUAUAAUAACACUAAGCCGCUGAGUCACUUUAGCGGUAGUGGAGAUCACCGGAUGACCCCACCCAUGGGAGGGAACAGCCAGGUUAAGAACCCCAUGAUGCCUCCUUACAUGGCAGGUGGAGGCCAGGGGGCUGGGCCAGGGCAAACCCAGGGGCCAAUCCCUGGUCAAACAGCCCAUCUGAGUGAGGAGCAGAAAAGAAUGCUGCUGAUGAAGCAGAAAGUGUUGAACCAGAACAUUCCCUACAGCAACAUGCAGCCUCAUGGACAGGAACAAGGUGUAGUGGGUAUGUCUCGACCACCUGGCGCCAUCCCCCCUCCUCACCCUGCUGGUGGUGUGGCCUCAGGGGUGGGGCCCAACCAGGGGUCAGGUCCACCUCCGGGCUAUGUGGGUAACCAGCAACAGGCAGCCAUGAUGAAACAGAUGAUGGCAAUGGAGCAGGAGAAGAGGGUGCAGAUGCAUAUGAUGGAGCAGCAGAAGCAGCAGCUCUUCAGAGAGCAGAGGCAGCAACAGCAGCAACAACAACUACUGGCCGAACAGCUCCAACAGCAGCAUCUUCCAAGACAAUUGGGCCAAGGCCAGAGGAAUCCCUUCCCUCAAGUCAGUCAGUAUCAAGGUCCUCCUCAAGAUUUAGCAUCCAGGAGUCAAGCUCUUCAGAACAUUCGGGCUGCACGUCUUCUGCAACAGCAGCAGCAGCAGAACCAGCAGCAGAUGGUCCAGAUGAACUCUGUCCAAGGCCAGGGGAACUCUGUAGGACCCCAAGCUGACAUGGGCCUACCCUACAGCACCCAAGGGUCUAACCAGGGUUCCCUUUAUGGGCUCAAUCCCUCCAUGAGCCAAAUGAUCCACCAGCAGCAGCACCCGAGCCAAAGUGUUCAAGCCUCCCUCGGUCUUCCGCAGCAGCACAACCCAGCUGGAGGGCAACAGCGGCAGGCGGCCGCAGGUCCUGGUAUUGGAGGUAUGCCUGGGGGCCCUGGUGGUGGGGCUGGUGGCUACGGUGGACAAGGGAUGUUAAUGAACCCCAUGGCCCAGCAAUCACUCAAAGGCCCAACUAAUGCCAAAGCCCAAGCACAAAGACUGCAAAGUAUGCUGGGAGCAGGAGGUGGUGGCGGGCCGAUGGCCGCAGGAGGUUGGCCGCAGCAACAAGGACAGAGUUUACAAGGCAUGGGGGCGGGCGUAGUAAGGACUACAGGAGCAGGAGGUGACAGGGUUGGGUUCAGCUCCGCCCAGGGAUAUGGGAUGCAACCGGGUCAGCCCGCACGCAUGGCCAAACAACACUUUCAAGGGCCAGGCCAAGGGAUGGCUCAGGGGAUGGACCCAAGGGUAGGCAAUCCAGCCGCUGGUAUGGGUGGUCCAUUAGGCACUCACAUGGGCGGACAGCCAAGGACCAAUCAGUCCCGGCCCAUGGUCAUGACUCAAGGAUUGAACCCGGGGGUUAUGGGUCCAGGGGUGACUGGAAUGGCGGGAUUCGGGCCAGGCCCUGGGGGGGCGGGCUUAGGGGCCGGGGGUGGAGGAGGACCUUAUGGACCUGGGGUUGUAGGGGUCGGGAGUCAGACGCAGGGCUACCAAAGGACAGCUAAUCAGGACAUUUCCUCCUAUGGAUAUGGCGGUGGACCCUCCAAUGGAGGGGCCUUCGGAUUAGGGGAGGGAUCAGGAGCAGAGCUGGACUCAAGCGAUGGUUGGAUGGAUGAGUUUUUUCCCAGCCAAUAA
Messenger RNA from Nerophis lumbriciformis (worm pipefish), 3477 nucleotides. The record is from RefSeq and is a predicted model, not a curated record. Lineage: Eukaryota; Metazoa; Chordata; Actinopteri; Syngnathiformes; Syngnathidae.